Messenger RNA from Helianthus annuus (common sunflower), 2103 nucleotides. RefSeq lists its product as uncharacterized. Lineage: Eukaryota; Viridiplantae; Streptophyta; Magnoliopsida; Asterales; Asteraceae. The transcript is spliced from 3 exons. Gene Ontology annotation, molecular function: nucleic acid binding; RNA-DNA hybrid ribonuclease activity. Gene Ontology annotation, biological process: DNA integration. Bases 1 to 2103 code for a protein of 700 amino acids. The record is from RefSeq and is a predicted model, not a curated record.
AUGACUGGAGUUCCAUGCGACAUCGCGCAGCAUUGUCUAAACAUCAAACCAUCAGUAGAACCUGUUGCUCAGGGGAGGCGCAGCUUCAGUGAAGAAAAAGCAAAAGCGAUGGACGAGCAAGUGACAGAGUUACUCAAUGCGGGAAUCUUGCGAGAAGUAAAAUACCAUACAUGGGUUGCCAACCCAGUGAUGGUCCAGAUGAAAAAAGAAGACGAAGACAAAACCGCGUUCCGCACAGAUAAAGGCAUCUACUGCUACACGAAAAUGCCGUUUGGCUUGCGCAACGCAGGCGCAACUUAUCAACGCCUAAUGGACGCAGUCUUUAGCGAGGAUAUUGGCAAAACUGUCGAAGUAUACAUGGAUGACCUCGUCAUCAUGAGCCAUGAAGAGGAGACGAUGCUCAGCAAUAUCCAGCGCACGUUCGAUUCCUUACGUAGCGUGAACUUAAAACUUAACCCGACAAAAUGCUCCUUCGGCAUGGAAGAAGGAAAAUUUUUGGGUUUCAUAGUUACAAGAGACGGCUUUAAGGUUAAUCCAGAAAAAGUGCUGGCCAUCCAGCUAAUGCCAUCACCUGCAACAGUCAAAGAAAUGCAAAGGCUCGCCGGACGAUUGGCAGCUCUGAACAGAUUCUUGGCCAAUCAUGCGGCAAAAUCUUAUCUAUUUAUCAGUACGCUGCGAAACUGCGGAAAGAAAACUCCUUUUCAAUGGACGCCUGAAGCAGAAGCAGCAUUCAAGCAAAUGAAAGAAUGUUUAAUUCAGCUGCCAACACUGACCGCGCCAAAAGAAAAAGAACCGUUAAUCUUAUAUCUCUCAGCCGCGGAAGUAGCAGUAGGCGCAGUAUUAAUGGUAGAACAGGAAAAUAUCCAGACUCCAAUCUACUAUAUCAGCAAAAUGCUCACUGGCCCCGAAACUCGUUACUCAAUGAUAGAAAAAUUGGUUCUAGCGCUAAUACACGCAUCCAGACGCUUGCGCAGACCAAGACCAGCAAUCAAAGGGCAAGUUCUAGCAGACUUCACCACUGAAGUUCUCAUCGAUAAAAUACAAGAAUGUGAGGCAAUCCAGAACCCGACACCUGUUUUUGAUGACAGAGUCUGGACCUUACACACAGAUGGUGCUUCUAAUGAUGAUGGAGCAGGAGCAGGCCUCCGAUUAGUCAGUCCGGAUAAUCACGAACUUACAUAUGCCAUACGCUUAGAUUUCCAAAGUACCAAAAAUGAAGCAGAAUACGAAGCAUUUUUAGCAGGCCUCCGUCUAGCACUCAAAAUGGGGGCAAGAAACCUUGAAGCCAACGUUGACUCAAAGCUAGUAGCCGAACAAGUUAACGGUCGUUAUGAUGCGAAAGGGGAAGCUAUGGCGUUGUACCUUGAACAAGCGCGGAUGUUAAUCAGCCAAUUUCAAACAUUCAAAGUUAAUCACAUAAACAGAAGCGAGAACAAGCACGCUGACGCGCUAAGCAAGUUAGCUGCUACCAGUUUUAAACACUUAGCAAAGGAGGUACGCAUAGAGGUAUUAUCCAACCCUUCCAUUCAUCUCAAGCAAGUAAGCGUCAUAGAAAUGGGAGAUCCAUCCUGGAUGUCUCCAAUCAUCUUGUACCUUCAACACGGAAAACUUCCGGAAGGAAAGGCAGAAGCUCGAAAAAUACAACACAAAGCAAUAAAUUACGGGAUGGCGGAUGGCGUCCUUUAUCGAAAAUCAUUCAUGGGCCCAUUACUACGCUGUGUUGAUAAAACAGACGCCCAAUACCUAGUCAGAGAAAUCCACGAGGGAUUAUGCGGGAUACACGCGGGACCGCGCAUGGUCGUGGCAAAAAUAACGAGCGCCGGAUACUACUGGCUAGGAAUGCACAUGGACGCAGUUGAUCUAUUAAGAAGAUGCGAGGCAUGUCAACGCCACGCACCAAAGACACUCCGACCCAAAAAUCCGCUAAUUCCCGUUACUUUCGCCUGGCCAUUCCAACAGUGGGGCAUCGAUCUUAUUGGCCCAUUUCCUGACGCGCCAGGUGCAGUAAAAUUCAUCAUCGUCGCGGUGGAUUACUUCACAAAAUGGGUGGAAGCUAAAGCUUUAGCCUCAACAACAGCAAUGGUAAUCCGCAAAUUUAUAUAG